AAAGAAGCUUCUCUCUCUCUCUUUUUUUUUUUUUCUUCUGCAUCAUCAAAUGCCAGCUCUCCCAUAUGGCUAAUCAGACUGCCUCCCUCAAAGAUACAUAACCUGCCUCUCCUCCCUCCUCUUUCAUAUUGUUCUUUUUCUUUGAUAGUCUCUCCUUUGUUAUAGCUAUUGAGAUAAGAAUCUUUUCUCUGCAUAAUUUUGAUGUCUGUGCCACUUGAACAUGAUUACAUAGGAUUAGCAGAGACUUCUUCAAUGGAAAGAAGCUCUGAGAAGAUGUCCUCUUCCCCUUCUUCCUCAUGUCCUCACGUCAUUGAAGACAACAAGAGCAGCAGCAGCAGCAACACUGCUCUCAACCUCAAAGAGACUGAGCUAAGGCUUGGCUUGCCUGGUUCUCAGUCUCCUGAGAGAAAACCAGGACCUGUUGGCGUAUCUCUUUUUGGGAAGGAUUUGGAGCAUAAGAGUAAUGUGUAUUCUCCAAGCUCUCUGAAGAACUUUGUCUCUGGGGCUAAAAGGGGUUUCUCAGAUGCCAUUGAUGGGUCUACUGGUACUUGGGUUUUCUCUAUAAAUGGUAAAAAUGAUGGUGAUUUGGGGAAAGGUGCUGUUUUGUUCUCUCCUAGAGGUGACAAAAGCAAUACCCAACAACCAAGUACCUCUGUACCUGCCAAGAAGGAGAUUGGCAGUGUUCCUCCUUCAACAAGGCCAGUUCAAGAGAAGAAGAAUCAGGUUUCCACUGCAAAUGAGCCAAGCAGUGCUCCUGCUGCGAAGGCACAGGUGGUAGGAUGGCCACCAAUUCGUUCAUUCCGAAAGAACACCAUGGCCACUAAUUUGGUGAAGAACACUGAGGAUGGUGAAGGGAAAUCAGGAGCUGGAUGCCUUUACAUAAAGGUUAGCAUGGAGGGUGCUCCAUAUCUGAGGAAGGUUGACCUCAAAAACUACAACAACUAUGUGGAGCUCUCAUCUGCUUUGGAGAAGAUGUUCAGCUGCUUUACCAUAGGGCAGUGCAGUUCUAAUGGACUUCAUGGGAGAGAGGGUCUGAGCGAGAGAUGUUUGAAGGAUAUUCUCAGUGGCUCCGAGUAUGUCCUUACAUAUGAAGACAAGGAUGGUGAUUGGAUGCUUGUUGGUGAUGUCCCUUGGGAGAUGUUCACCGACACAUGUAGGAGACUAAGAAUCAUGAAAGGUUCUGAGGCAAUUGGACUAGCUCCAAGGGCCGUGGAGAAGAGCAAGAACCUGAACUAGUACUAGUGUGAACAGUAUGUCAAGGACCUGGAAAGUUCCGUUUCUCUUUAGUAUUUCUAAAAUCUAGAAGGGUGAUUAGUUGAUCAGUUUACUCAAAAGACUACAUAUAUUUUCAAAAUAUAGUUAAGUUUGAUUUGAUGCAGUUGGUGAAUUUGAUAUACUUCCUGCUAGACAAAUGAAGCCCAUUAGAAAUAUCCAACUAUUUGUUUGGUGUCCUAUCGCUUUGCAUCUUGUCUACUUAUGUUGUGGAAAUUGAUGUUUGUAUUAGUAUCCUGUCUGUAUCAGUAUUUCCUCUAAAUCCAGGUGCCAACAGAAUUUCUGAAAUUCAUCC
This is a messenger RNA of Rubroshorea leprosula, 1567 nucleotides long. NCBI's taxonomy places the organism in Eukaryota, Viridiplantae, Streptophyta, Magnoliopsida, Malvales, Dipterocarpaceae. The record is from the annotation of a GenBank genome assembly.